Messenger RNA from Zophobas morio, 1242 nucleotides. Its product is annotated as retinol dehydrogenase 14-like. Lineage: Eukaryota; Metazoa; Arthropoda; Insecta; Coleoptera; Tenebrionidae. Bases 192 to 1061 code for a protein of 289 amino acids. The transcript has 3 exons. The record is from RefSeq and is a predicted model, not a curated record.
AGCAAACAAUCAACGAAAACGUAGACAUAUAGUAAAAAUAAUAACUACGUAGAAUAAAAUCCCAAGGACAGAAUCAUCCAUAUCGCACGCACUGUACGCGCCGAAAUACAUUUUAAAUUAAGCUCAGUGAGUUUUGUAUAUACGUUAAGUGUAAACGUAAGUGGAAGUGAAAUUUAUAUUUAUAUCUAAGAAUGGAAGGUAAAACUGUGAUAAUUACUGGAGGAAAUAGGGGUCUCGGAAAAGAAACAGCAAAGACGUUGGCGAAAAAAGGGGCAAAAAUUAUAUUGGCGUGUCGAAAUUUGCAAGCAGCAUGUGAAGCCAAAGAGGAAAUAAUUCGAGAAUCCAAAAAUACCAAUAUAUUUGUCAAGCAACUAAAUAUAUCAUCUCUGAAGUCAGUUCGAGCUUUUGCUGAAGAAAUAAAUUCCAGUGAGGAACGUCUGGACGUCCUUUUACACAAUGCAGCGAUCGUUCCAGAAAAAUUACAAUUCACUGAAGACGAACUGGAACUAGCGAUGGCAACUAAUCACUUGGGUCCCUUUCUGUUAACGCAUCUUUUGAUUGAAUUGUUGAAAAAAUCCGCCCCCAGCCGGAUUUUAGUCACAAGUUCGGUCACUUAUCACUUCAGUUCUCUGAACUCCAAAAACUUAAACCUGAAAACUGUACCGUUUCUUAAAAGUGUCAGAAGCAUUUAUUUUGAUUCGAAAUUCGCCAACAUUUGUUUUACUAAGGAAUUAGCACGCCGCUUACAAGGAACCGGUGUAACAGCUAAUUGUUUUCAUCCGGGACUUGUAGAUACGGAGAUUUGGACCAGAGCGCCUUCAUUCUUUUCAUGGCCUUUGGAGAUUUUUAAUAAAAUGUUUUUUGUGACAGUUGAGAAAGGAAGCGAAACUGGAGUAUUUCUUGCAAGUUCAGAAGACGUUGAAGGGGUUAGCGGGAAAUAUUUUGUGGACUAUAAACAAUGUCGUUUAUGGGGAAGCGUCAAUAACGAAGUGAAAUGGAAGGAAAUGUGGGAUGUUUCGAAAAAAUUGGUUCAAUUAUCUAUCUCAGAUUCGCACAUUUGAAUGUGCGAAUUUGUGGUUACGCAAUUACAUAAAUUGUUAUUCCUUUUUAUACACACUUAACACAUACGUCUACAACGGAUUAUGUAAGCUGCGUAAGAUUAUCACAAGGUAGAAGAGUGUUUAAAGUUAUAAUAAAUUAAUAAGUAUGUAAUUUUCUCACAUGACUUUUGUACUUAGUUUU